AUGCUCUUUGAAUACCAACCAACAACAUCUGCUCUGACUCAAAUAUCACAGUUAAUCACAACCUCUAAUCACAUUGCUACGUGUUCUUCAUUUUUUUCUCAGCAAAUCACUGUUUCGUCUCUAUCAAAUAGUGACUCUUCUCAAGAAUCAUUAUCCAGGUUGAGAGCUGACCAGUUAACAUUCACCGAAACCAAGUUUUUUAAUCAAAAGACAAUGUUAUCCCAACAACUUGCUGACAAAAAUUCUGCAAUUCUUGUACUUCAAAAUGACAUACUGGUUUUACAGGAAAAGUUAGAAGAAAUUCAGCAAAACACCAACUUACAGACUGCUGAGAUAGCGUUUACAACGAAAGAUCUGACACUUGGUUUUGAUGCAACAACCCAGGAGGGUGUUCAUGUAAAUGCUGUGCACUUAAAAAUCGAAUCAGUAUGUAUGGUUGUAGCUAUUGAUCAACUUCCUGGAGGUACAGCUUAUGACUAUCAGAGUCAUAUUACAAAAUCUGUUGAUAAUCUUGCUAAGUUAUGUAGUGACUUCUACAAGCUUAAAUACACUGAAGUAAGAAGCACUAUUAUCGGGAACAUAACAAUUACCAUGAGUGAUAGAGUUGCAACAAACCAUGCAACAGUCACAAAGUUAAACCUAGUUUGGCAGAAACCAUUUAAUGAACUUAACUGUCACCUUCACCCCUUGGACACAAUGACAAGCUCUUGCAAGUCUUCACUUAAAGCAUUAGAGACUUCAAAAGGGAAACUUUUUGGAAGAGACUGCAUAGCAGCAAACAUUGUUGUACAGCUGAACAAACUUCGUUACAAGGAUGCUAAAGGCGAUCCAAAGGGUUUUGUAACCUUUUUGGACCAACAUGAGUUGCCCAGAGGAUUGCUACUACGCUAUGGAGGGAACAGACUACAUAUACUUUUUCACACAUGUGGUAUUUUGAUCCAUCAUUAUGCCAUAUUGAAGAUAUUUCUGUGUUCUGGCUUGGCGUUAUGUGGAGGUCUGCAAAAUAGUUUGUUUCAAGACUUUACAUCUGAAAUAGGUAUCCGUGAGUUGUGUGUUUUAGCUUUAAUUGGAAAGCUACUUUCUGGCCCUUGGAUAACAAAAUUUUAUAUUGCACCAGGUACAGGACUUGACUACAUAUCUGGCAUUCAGGUAGUAAAAGAUGUUAGGAACACUCUAAUUGAGAGCAGCAAGAAUCCCUUAUCUCUACUUAAACGAAAAACUGAUUUCUUUGGUAAUGAUAUUAAAGAUGUUGUUUUUGAUUCAAUAAUCAGCUUUUGCCCAGUAACUAAUGAAAUGAGUAAAGCAUAA
This is a messenger RNA of Hydra vulgaris (swiftwater hydra), 1308 nucleotides long. The record is from RefSeq and is a predicted model, not a curated record. Lineage: Eukaryota; Metazoa; Cnidaria; Hydrozoa; Anthoathecata; Hydridae.